This is a messenger RNA of Anguilla rostrata (American eel), 4151 nucleotides long. RefSeq names its product armadillo repeat-containing protein 1-like. The coding region runs from base 319 to 1146 and encodes 275 amino acids. NCBI's taxonomy places the organism in Eukaryota, Metazoa, Chordata, Actinopteri, Anguilliformes, Anguillidae. The transcript is spliced from 8 exons. Gene Ontology annotation, molecular function: protein binding; metal ion binding. The record is from RefSeq and is a predicted model, not a curated record.
ACACCGUAAGUUUGACGCGUUUACCAAAGCAUUGAUUAAGUGGAAAAAAAUAACGUGAUCAGACGUAAGCAAAAUAAAUAGCUAUUGUUUUUAGAUUAACGCACUCAAGAAUUAAACGUAACACUACCUUGUUCAUACGGGUGUAUAUGUAUAACCAGCCUUACGUGAAUCCUUCCCAAGUUAUAUCGCUAUAUGUUUAAAGACACAUUUCUCAGCCGAAGACGGAUCUCCGAGCUAGGCUUGAACUCACCUUGGUACCACCCACCGAAUCAGAAGCGGGAUAUUUGGACGUUCAUGGCACACUGAGUCGAGCGCACCAUGACCGCUGAGCCGGAUGCGUUGGCCGUGGUUAACCAGCUGCGUGACCUGGCCGCCGACCCACUCAACCGGCGAGCGAUCGUCCAGGAUCAAGGCUGUCUGCCCGGCCUCAUCCUUUUUCUAGACCAUCCCAACCCCCAGGUGGUGUACUCUGCCCUUCUGGCCGUUCGUUACCUGGCAGAAUGCCGUGCCAACCGAGAGAAGAUGAGGGGGGAGCUGGGCAUGAUGCUGAGCUUGCAGAACGUCAUGCAGAAGACGACGACCCCCGGUGAGACCAAGCUCCUGGCCUCCGAGGUGUACGAGCUCCUGCAGGCGGCGGGCAGCGCCGCGGACGACCAGCCCGAGGGCGGGGCCUCCUGCCGGCGCAAGGCCCAGUUCUUCCUGGGCACCACCAACAAGCGUGCCAAAACCGUGGUGCUGCACAUCGACGGCCUGGACGACUCGAGCCGCCGCAGCCUGUGUGAGGAGGCCCUGCUGAAGAUCAGGGGCGUCAUCAGCUUCACCUUCCAGAUGGCCGUGAAGCGCUGCAUCGUCCGCAUCCGCUCCGACCUGAAGGCCGAGGCUCUGGGGUCGGCCAUCGCCUCCACCAAAGUGAUGAAAGCUCAGCAGGUGGUGAAGAGCGAGGAUGGGGAGGAGGUGCUGGUGCCGUUCCCCGAGGACGGCCCGGUGGAGGUGGAGCAGAACACGGAUCUUCCGGACUACCUGCCGGAAGAGGAGAGCCCCUCCCAGGAGCCGGACAAGGCGGUGUCCCGCGUGGGCUCCACCCAGGAGGGCGUCGGCUGGCUGAACACCGCCGCAAACUUUUUAUCCCGCUCCUUCUACUGGUGACGAGCUGGCUGCCAACCUCGCCCCUUUCGCAGACCCCGCCCACCCACCCCGCCCUCCUCACUCCUUGCCCAAUCACUCAAUAACUUGUACUGCGAUUGGCUGCCUGUCUGUCUGUCUGUGGAGUGCAGGACUGCAAGGAGCGACUCUAAAUAAACUAGCAGGAUGGGAAAAUGAGCUAGAACAACAACCGACAGAACACACACACGCACACACGCACACGCACAUGCACACACACACAUCCUCGCACAUGAGUGCAAGCACGCACACUUUUAUCCUCAGCUCACAGAACUGAAAACAUCAGCUGAUGAGAACUGGGUUCAGAAGUGGUUUCUUAAUUUUUUUUUUUUCUAUUAAUCUCUUUUUUUUCAAACUUUUUUUUAAAACUUUUUUUUUUGGUGGAGGCGGGCGCGGUAGGUGUUGAAUAAAUGUCCACAUUCCGCUCUCUGGUUCUGAAACGGGUCCAUCUUUUUCUAAAAACGAAGCGCAAGAGAAAACCAAAGGGGCCCACGCUGGUGCUUUUCCAGUGGAGAUCCCACCCCCAUCCUGGCUGCAGGCUCCGCCCACAGGCACAGACCGCCCAGGGUGGAGCUGCACUUGUUAACUUCACAAGCUCCAUUUUCCUUUUUGUGUUCGCCUUUGCCUGAUACCUCUGAAAUUAUUUUACAUUGUUUUUUUUCUCGACCUUUUUCCCCACGCUGGAUCUUUCCUUAAUUUAAUUUCCAUGCUGUAAAACCCCGUGUCUCAUGGUUGCUGCCUUCUCUUUGGGUUUACGGUUUCUGCCCACUUUUGUCGUGUGUGCCUUUUGGAAUCCUGGCAAAACUUUUUUUUUUUUUCUGUCUUCUCUCUUUUAUUUUUCUCCCUAAAAGAUCCCUCUAUCUAAAACAGAAGAUCACAGAGCAGACGCAGUCGUAGCGGGCCAGCGCGCCGGCUGCGGUCAGAUUAUGCGAGUGCUGUGCAGCUCUCUCUCUCUCUCUCUCUCUCUCUGGGCUCUGGGCCUCCUGUCGCUGUGAGAGGAGGCUCACUUCUGUGUGCUCAGGGGUUUGAUGGAGAUCCGCACUGCUAGCUCACUUGGCAGUUGACUGUUUUUUUUUUUUCCCCCCACUGUCACUUUCGUUUGCUUGGCCGUCUGUGUUAAGGAGGUUCUGUGCACAGUUGUGAGAGGAACAGGGGUUUGGCUUAGUGAGCAGAGGGGUUAGCCCUGAGUGGUGAGAAGGCAGACGUGUGUAAACGGUGUUGAGUUAAGGGUGGUGUGUGCCCUGAGCCUCGCUGUUUUACUUCCCUAGUUAACUGCUGUUCACAGCUCUGCGUAGAUACUGUCUCUCUUUUUGACGGCUUGAUUUUGGCUAUAUCACCUAUUUCUCUUUUUUUGUUUUUCUAACCAUCUGUGUGCAUUAUAAAGGUCAACAAUGCUCCUGCAAACAAUUACAGUGCUCCUCUGAACUGUGUAUUCAAGGAUAAGCCCCGAGUAAUGCUUGCCAGUUUAUUUAACCAUGUUCUAAGUACUUUUGUGUUUUUCUGAAAUUAAGUUUGACCCUUUUGAUCAAGUUCUUAUCUGAUUUUCAACAUUGUCAAGUCUUGAAAGAUUGAUUAGCAAAAAGAAACUGCCAAACUUGCCAAAUGUGUGUUUUUGUUAAUGCCUGCAUCUGAAGUGUGGUACAGAAAUCAGGCAGCCAGCAGUGUCCUUUAUACUUUGUCCGUGAUACAGAGCAAAUAGAUUACAUGAAUUCUCUUUUUAAAUCAGGUUUAUUCACUCAGAAAUGGUGCCUCUUCAAAAUUCUGAAGUACGUGCUCAGAUCUUACAGGUUACAUUAUGUCCUCCAGGUAUUUGUAACCGGACAGAUUCUGAGUUGCUGAUUGGCUGAGAAUGGCAUUGGCUGGUGAGCCACAAACUAAGGAGAGGGAGCACUCUGCAUUUAAUCUCGUAAUGCUCCUGAAUUGUCAGUUGGUCACGUUGUGAGACGUGCCUGGACCUGCUGUGGUCUGCUUUCAGACACUGAACAUGGGCAGCAUUACGCGCACCUGAAACCCAGGGUUAGAGCUUGGUUGGACGCAUCAGGAAUGUAUAGAUCUUACUCACAAGACCCAUUUGCUUGCUGUGUGCAUGCCUAUGUCUGGCUGAAACGUACCACGAUGUCUUACAAGUAUGUGUCUGGCUUUUUUUCCCCCACAAUAUGCAAUGUUUGUAUCAAAAUUCGGUUGUCACCCCACAGAUAGUUUUCCCUUCAUUUUGGCUUGAAACCAUUCAGAUUAUUAAGUGUGCGAAGUGUAAACUGCGAAUGUUGAUAUUUACACUAAUAUCCAGUGAUUUACCUUAGUAUGUAGCAUAAGUACUAACCAAGGGAAAUGUAUGUGGUGAUUCCACUGAUGUUUGCUAAGGGUCCGAUCCUAAUGCUAAUCCCCGCAUUAAAGAUUUGAAGUGGCGUCCAUACACUUGUUUUGUUGCUGCACGCACAACCUUUUGACUUUAUUCUUAAAGUGUUUUUUAAUUUAAAAAGUCUGUUACAUUUUCACCCCACCUACUGUUAAACACCACAUUUUCUGAUAUGUACAGAACCAAUAUUUGCAAUGGUUUUUGUUUUUUAAAAUCACUUCUGGCACCAUCGUGUUUCCAUGUCAAUGACUUGUGCUUGGAAUCUGUUCAGGUAUGUCUGUAUAUAAAUGUAUAUUUUAUGUUCUUCCUGAAGAAAUGCAAGGCAAAGAAUGUUCAGGGGCUGUAGCUGCUCUGUUGGCCCUUUGCACCAUCUAGUGGUGAAAGCCAGGUACUGUUGCUUUAGGGGAGCUACUCUUUGAGCCAAUGAGAGAAAAACCAUCACUGCAGCCAAGUGACCCCUGGAGUUGAGUACAGUCUUCGUUAGCGGCUUUGCCGGCUUCAUGCGUUCGAGCUUUGCAUCCACAGUGUGUUUGUGUAUUGUACAGUAUGUGAAGUGUCAUGAGAUCUCAGAAGCAUUACCUGUCUCAUUGACGGAUACCUGCAGAGAACAUUGGAUAAUAAAAUUUGAAACCAA